This is a messenger RNA of Oryza brachyantha (malo sina), 1311 nucleotides long. RefSeq lists its product as uncharacterized. The transcript has 4 exons. The record is from RefSeq and is a predicted model, not a curated record. The coding region runs from base 13 to 684 and encodes 223 amino acids. NCBI's taxonomy places the organism in Eukaryota, Viridiplantae, Streptophyta, Magnoliopsida, Poales, Poaceae.
AUAAAAAAAAAAAUGGCGCCGGCGGCGGCGGCGGCGGGAGAGAGAAAGCUCGCCGCAGCACUCCGCCUGCUCGCCGCCGGGCGCGGAUCCGGCCGCGUCCCUCAGGUGCGGGCCCCUCCAUGCGAGAGCAGUUACCUUCCCCACCGGUCCUACUCCGCGGCGAAUACAGGAGAAAGCGGAAGCUCCACUUAUGGCUGGAAGAGAUCGCGGGCCCGGAGGAUCGUGUCUAUUGGGGUUAUCAGCAUCGCCGGCGGCGUCGCGCUUAGUGCCCUCAACGACCUCGCUAUAUUCCAUGGAUGCAGCAGUAAGGCGAUUAAGAAGGCUACUGAGAACAGAGAAGUUGUAGAAGCAAUUGGGGUGCCUAUAGUAAGAGGACCAUGGUAUGAUGCAUCUCUUGAUGUCAGUCAUCGACGGAGAUCUGUAUCAUGCUCAUUCCCAGUGUCUGGGCCACAGGGCUCAGGAAUUUUUCAAUUCAAAGCUAUUCGGAAUGGAGAAGAUGGUUUUCUCUCCUUUCUACGGCAUCAUGACUGGGACAUACUUAUCAUGGAGGCUCAUUUACAUGUGCCUUCAGAUGACGAUAAGCAGAAAACGCUCAAGAUAGAUCUUAUAGGUGGUCCUGAUCAUCCUAGUAGAGUAUCUGAUGGUAAGAGCACUCCUGGGGAAUGCAAAGAAAUGGAGAGUUAAGCUAUAUAUCAUCCUGUGGGAACUUGAUGCAGACACAAACAACCUGCCUUUCUGUCAGCAGUCAACACUUCGGAAAGAGUAAGAUCAUAUGUUGAUCUUUGUGAUGUGUAUGCACUGAUGUACACAAUUCGAUAUGGAUUAGGAUUUAUUUAAGAAAAUAGGGACUGGGACUUGCAGUGACAAGAUCUAUCUGAGAACUUUUAUCAUGCGUACGUCAGCUAGCUAUGAGUGUGCCGUUGUUACGAGGAGCUGAUUCAAGUUGAGAAAAACUGUGGAGUUAGGGCGCUGACAGAGAAACCAGGGAGUUUUUCCUAUUUGCUGCGAAAUUGUUGAGUUGCAAACGGUGGCUCAGUUUUCUUCAGACGACCCCCGGACCACGGUAGUCAGUUAGACACUAGCAAUCUGCGUCAUACUGUACUAAACUUCUGUUUUGGCCUGUGCUGCAUCGCACCAUGUUGACUACCUGGGCUUAGCUUUGGAUUGGGUUGCCAUAAGUUUCGAAAUAAAUCGAUCAAGUUGUAUAUUCGUCUGGUUCCACGCAUGGUGGAGUCUUACUGGUAAUCAGCAUCUAUAUCCUGCAAUUUGACUUUAUCUGCAAACUUUGAGUGUUGAUGUCAUUUGACCAUG